CUAUAAAACAUAACCCUCAAAAACACUUGCAUCACAUUUCAAGUCUUAUCGUCAUCAUCUCACAAGGGAUACAAUACAAUACCAAGAAGCUACCUAGCUACAAGAGACUCCACUCAUCACCACCUCAAGCAACUAAUUAACUAGCAUAGGGUGUUUUGGAUUAUAGAUUGUACUUGGAAGAAGAUGGAAAACACUACUGUGACAUAUCAAACUGAUCUCAACCUCAAGGCAACAGAGCUUAGACUGGGGCUUCCAGGAACAGAAGAAAGUGAGGAUAAAACACUGUCAGCAGGUGCUAGAAUUAACAACAAAAGACCUUUAACUGAAACCUCUGAUGAGUGUGCUUCAAAUGGUACUUCUAGUGCUCCACAUGAGAAAACUGAAACAGCCCCUCCUGCCAAGACUAAGAUAGUGGGGUGGCCACCAAUCAGAUCCUAUAGGAAGAACAGCCUUCAGGAGAGUGAGGGUGCUGGAAUUUAUGUGAAAGUGAGCAUGGAUGGAGCCCCUUUCCUCAGAAAGAUUGACUUGAAGGUCUAUGGAGGCUACACACAACUCCUCAAAUCUCUAGAAAAUAUGUUCAAGUUGACCAUAGGAGAGCAUUCUGAAAAAGAAGGUUAUAAGGGAUCUGACUAUGCACCUACAUAUGAAGACAAAGAUGGUGACUGGAUGUUAGUUGGAGAUGUUCCAUGGGACAUGUUUGUGACUUCUUGCAAAAGGCUAAGAAUCAUGAAAGGAUCAGAGGCAAGGGGUUUGGGUUGUGCUGUAUGAGGAACCAAAUCACUAAAAAAUUACUAUGAGCAGAGAAUUAAAAGUGUUUUGGGGGUGAAGGGAAAACAUGCUGAAAAGCUUGUGUUCUCGGAUCUGAAGGGUUUUGACUUUUGAAUCACUCUAGUGUAUGCUUUUGGCAUACCUUUAUACGAAGUUAUACUCUGAAGCAGGAGAAGAUGGAAGAUACGGUGCAGUUUCUUCCUCAAGUUUGGCAACUUUUCUGGUUAUUUUGCCAUCUGUGGUUGGAUGCUACAUGCUAUGCUGUUGUUUCCACUGAUCCUUUUUGAAGUUUCAUAUGAGAAAUCUUAGAGAGAUUUGAAAAUGAAACUUUGUGUAGAAGAGAGAUAGAGAAAAGGUUAUAUGUAAUAUUGUUUAAUCCAAGUUUUUAUGUUGUGUUGAUACAAGAAUACCGUGUAAUAUACCAAGUUUUUAUGUUGUGUUAAUCCAAGUUUUUAUGUUUGCGCCUGAUUA
Molecule: messenger RNA, 1239 nt
Organism: Glycine soja
Lineage: Eukaryota; Viridiplantae; Streptophyta; Magnoliopsida; Fabales; Fabaceae
Product: auxin-induced protein 22B-like
Exons: 4
Coding region: 184-768 (194 amino acids)
Biological process (GO): regulation of DNA-templated transcription
Cellular component (GO): nucleus
Molecular function (GO): protein binding
Source: RefSeq, a predicted model, not a curated record